CGCUCGGGCAAGCUGUCCCUGGUGGACCUGGCGGGCUCGGAGCGUGUCAGUCGGAGCCACUGUGUGGGCGAAACCCUCGAAGAGGCCAAGAAGAUCAACUCUUCGCUGACGGCCCUUGGCAAGGUCAUUGAUGCAUUGGUGGAGCGGCGUGGGCAUAUUCCGUACCGUGACUCGACGCUGACCCGGGUGCUGGAGGAGGCGCUGGGUGGCAAUUCCCGCACCACACUUCUGGUCGCUGCGUCGGCUUGCGCACAGUACCUGGACGAAACCAUUUGCUCUCUUCGGUUCGCUUCAAGAGCACAGAAGGCUGCCCUGGUGACCUAA
This is a messenger RNA of Symbiodinium necroappetens, 324 nucleotides long. NCBI's taxonomy places the organism in Eukaryota, Dinophyceae, Suessiales, Symbiodiniaceae. The record is from the annotation of a GenBank genome assembly.